Molecule: messenger RNA, 5199 nt
Organism: Oldenlandia corymbosa var. corymbosa
Lineage: Eukaryota; Viridiplantae; Streptophyta; Magnoliopsida; Gentianales; Rubiaceae
Source: the annotation of a GenBank genome assembly
AUUUAAUCACCCCAUUAAUUGGACGUUUAUUCACUUUUUCGUCUACAAACAGCCAAUCAAUAUCCACAAACCUUGGCCCAUCCCCAUAGAAGAAUAAUAAUAACAUAGAAAAGAAGAGUUAGCGUAAAAACAGAAUAUGCUUUUGCUCUUUUUGGUACAUAUCCCUUUGAGCUUUGAUGACUAGUCCCGUCCCAUAAAAAAUUUCGGUCCUAUUCCCUGCUGGAUUCUCUGAAGUAGUCCAAUUAUUCAUCCACAAUUACAAUUCCAAUUUCUUUCUCAAUUGUUUUCUUUGUUUUGGUUUACGAAUUUGCGUUUUUCUUGGUGGCCUUUACAUUAACUUUCUUGGUUGCCAAUAUUAAUAGUCUUCACAGCUACGUUUUUCUUUCUGGGUUUUUUUUGUUUUGGUUCAACUUUUGUGAAGCUGAAGAUGGGAUUGCUUGUUUGGCUUCUGGGUUUAUGUUCUAAGUUAUUAGCGGUCGUUUUAUGCCUACUUGUGAUCCUUAUUAUUGUAACCCUGGAUGCUGCUGCUGAUGCUAGUACUUCGAAAACGGAGAAUCCUGAUAGGAAGAAGAAGAAGUUGGACGGUAAAGGGUCAUCAAAAAAGGGUGGUGCGGCAAAAGGGACCAGAAAGAAAAACAGGGUCGAAUUUAUGGAUGAUGCUGUGGUGGUAAGAAAAAGUAAUGACGUUAAUGUUUUGGCGGAGAAAUUCGUUGAGGAUGUUGAAUUAUGUCAGGGUAUGUCUGAAAAGGAUGGGGAAGAAGAUGACUGCAAAUUAAUGGAGGAUGUAGGUGAUGUUGUGGUGGUCCGAAGCGUUAAUAAUCCCCUUGAUGAUGAUUCUGAAAAACCCUCUGAUGCUUUUGACUCUUUCGGAGAAAUUGCUAUUAAAGAUGGGUAUGUUGAUCAGUGUCUGGAGGAAGGAUUAGAAAAAAUACAAGUCCCAAUAUAUGACCUAGGUGAGGUAAAUGUGACGAAGGAUGUAGAAAGAACUGAUGGAUCAAAAGAUAUUGGAACACCAGCGGCUGAGGCAGAGGUAGCUGCGGAAAACAGUGAAGUUGUUGUUGAUUGUAAUGUUAAAGUUAGGGAUGCGGUCACCAGUUGCUUAGAAGGGUUCCCUGUUGAACAGGGUAUGAAUAUUGACAUGUUAGGUAGUGAGGAUAGCUUAGAAUCCAUGAAUGAUAAUGACAGGGCUGCUGGUAAAAGAGUGGUCAGUAAUGCUGAAUCUUUAGAAAAAGAGGUGCAGGUGAAAUAUUUGGAUGACAAGAAUAGGGUAGAAUUAACUAGAGAAGAUGUUGCAAUUGAUGACAUGGAUGCUGGAAUGACAAGGAGAGUGGCCAAUGGUCCCGAACUACUGGAUGCAGAGUUGGGGAUGCAUACUGUUCUUGAUGAAGAUAAGGUGUUAUUGACGAAUGAUGAUAUUGUGACUGACGAAAGAGUUAGGGUAGUUGGAAAAAUAAUUGCUGACAAUGGUGAAAGUUUGGAAGGAGAGUUGGAUGGGGAGGCAAUUGAAGGUCAGAAAGGGAUAACAAUCAAUAACGUGGUAGCAACUGCUGAAAGUGAUGCUGCUGCUGGAGGAAUUGCUGCUGGAAAAUCUGAAUUUUCAGAAGAAGAAUUGGAAAGGGAUCCUGUUGAGGAAAAGAGUGACAAGUUUUCUGGUCAAGAAGAGGACAAGUAUCCUUUACGGACUAGUGAGUUGGAGAAUUUGGUUGUUGAAGAGGUAAGAAAGUAUGAGGCAGCUUGCAAUUGGACUAAUGCCGAAUCGGUAAGAAAGUAUGAUAAUGGUGAUCACGAAGAUAGUGAUGAUGACGAUUGGGAGGGAGUAGAGAGGAGUGAAAUGGAGAAGGUUUUUGCUGAAGCUGUUAACUAUGUGGAGAAGGAGUGGAAACUAAACAAUAAUUGGUCUGCUAAUCCAAGGGGUAACAUCCCAAAGCGCUUGUAUGGGCUUCAUAAGGUUGCUAUUGAAGGACCAUGUAAUGUGCCUCCACCAAUGGCUCUUAAGGUCACUGCUCGAGCUAAAUGGAAUGCAUGGCAAAGUCUUGGUAACAUGAGUCCAGAGGUUGCCAUGGAAGAAUACAUCAAGAUUCUGUCAGAUGCUGAUCCUGGAUGGAUGCUAGAUUUAAAUGCUGUGAGUUUUUCUUUACAUAUGAAAAUUUGCAGUCAUAUCAAAUGAAGGCUUCCAGCUAAUAUCUCUGACUUUAAGUUGCAGGAAGGUGAUGUACGUAAUUAUUUAGAAGCUGGAGUAGAAGGUAGUCUGGAUAACAGGCCAACCUCUUCCAAGGACUCUCAAACUAACUUUGAGUUCAGUUGAGUGAAUCAAGGAUUUUAACGUGUCUUCAAUACAUGUUUUCACGAAGCAAAAAGUGAACUCUGCUGUGGAUGAGAUUAGUUCAAUAGAGUCCAUAGAAAGAUAACAUAAGUUUUCUUUGCGCAUGCUAACAGUUGUUUUCUUUCAUAUCUCAAUUUACAUUUUGCACCCUGCUGAUACAGAUUAGUACUUUUAUUGUCUAAAUAAGUGAAGCUUCUUCCACUAGUGAUGGUCUCUAUCAAUUUGAGUCAUUGAGCUGAGCAGGGCAGAGGCUUAUAUGAGAACUUUAAUUAAGUAGGGUUUCAGGAGUUGGUCCUUGAAAACUGAUUGUAGAUCAUUGUGAUCAAUCUUUUCAGCGUGAACUAUCUUCUCUUUCCUGGUUAGGAAUCAAUGUGCUGGAGCAGUCUCGGUUAACAUGAACCAUUUUUACUGUUUCAAUACCUAUAUUGUAAAUGGCCUGACUUCAUUAAGAUCUAAGAUUGUUAUUAAAGUCAUGUAUUUAAAUGGAAGGAAGAUUACCUGCGCUAGUCUCUAGGUUGUUUUUGGCUGACUGCAACUAAAUACUGAUGGACCUGUCUAUGCAGGCUGAUGCCUGGUAGAAGAACCUAAGUUGGUAGAUCGAAAAGUGUUUAAGAUUCUCCUGCUAUUACCCGAAUUCGAAUCUAAAUGAAAGUAAUUUCUUUCGUAAAGGACUGAAUUAAUCAGUAAACUGCAAUUCGCCUCGAAUCUCUAGACUAGUUACCAUUAUCCCUUAAUCCCAUCCUUCACUUGUUAGAAAUUUUAACUGUGCGUUGAUGCAGCUAACUUCAGCUCUACUUACAAUGAAAAUUACCUUUGAUAUUUCAGGUCUAAGAUCGAGAAAGCUUGAUUGACUGCAUGGAUUUGCAGCGGCCCUGCGGCAGGGUGUGUUGUCUAUUUGUCUUUCCUCCUAUGUACAUAGUGCUUCAGUGUUGGGACUUGUUUGCCCCACCGAUAUAAUUUAUUUAUCCCACGGCCUAUCAUGAAUCAAUGAUUAUGGUCUCAAAGUGGAAUUAGUUCAUAUAUGUAGGGAGAAUAUCAUCAAUUUAUUAAGAUAUGAAAUGGCUAAUUCGCUUGUUCUUUGUCACUUAUUCCAUCUGUUUUGUAAUUUGAACAUUACCACAAAGUAUGGCUCAUUUCAAUGCUUUAUUACAUCAUUGCGGAAAAUACGGAGCAGAUGUUCAUUAAGUCUGUAAGCUUUUAUUGCAUCAUAAUACAAUGGGCUAAAAGAGUGAACUCUUGGCAGAUUCAUAAGAGUACUCAGAUUGCUGUAACAUGAACAUUUUUACCAGCAGUAAAACAUUACAGCACUUAUUCAGAAGCUUAAUAGUUGGAAGAAGAUUAUACUACAUACAUUAAAUGAAAGCUAGCAGAAUAGCAAGUAAAGAAACUUAAAACUGGAGAAAAAAAGGAUCCUUAUUUGCGUGAUGACAGCAUAGUGAGUUUCAAUCCAUGGAAACAUGUUUAUUGCAGCCCCUUUGUCCAGAUUUAGGGCUGUUCAGGAUCCUCUUUGUCCUUCAUUGACUUGCCUGUUGGCAAAAUUUUGGGGCGUUUGAGGCUAUAUUGUUCAGCUCCUCCAUCUUGGCUGCCAUAUGCUGAGCCUGAACCCGAAUGCCAGCCCCGGCCAGAGCCAUACUGAUCACUUCCCCCGCCAGGACCAUAACUUCCUCCAUCCCAGCCACCAUUGUGCCCACCACCAGGCCCAAAUCUGCCUCCCGGACCAUAACUCCCUGCUCCACGAGAACCACCACCAAAUCCACCACCAUUCCCGCCUCCAGGGCCAUAUCCAUUGUCUGGUCCACCUCCAUUGCCGAAUCCACCUCCAGCCCCAAAACCAUGUCCAUCUCGAGAACCUGAUCCUUGUCCACUCCCACCCAUCUCUCCACCAUAAUGUCCAUAACCGUUAGCCGUUAGCUUCACGCGAUUUGCAGCCUCUUUAGCACGCUCCAUGCGGUGCUCUUUAACUAUGUCAGGAUGUCUACUACCCAAAGUUCUCCCUGUUGGUUCAAUACCAUUAGCAGCCUCUUUGGCAAGAUCCAUAUCAGUAGGAUAAUUACCGAAAGUUCUGCUUGUUGGUUCCCAGCCAUUAGCACUCUCCUUGGGGUACUGUUUAUCUAUGCCAGCGUGAUGAUUACCCCAACUUCGCCCUUUUAUUUCCACGGGAUCAGCAGCCUUUUUGACAGGCUCCAUGCGGUGCUUUUUCCCUAUCUCAGAAUGAUGAUUACCCAAAGUAAUCCCUCUUAGUUCUGCGCCAUUGGCAGCCUCUUUAGCAUGCUUCACCGGGUUCUUCACGGGGUUCUUUUGAUCUAUGUCAGCACGAUGAUUACCCAAAGUUCUCCCUAUUCUCGCAGCUUCCACGGCUAACUGAUAAUUCAGCCCUGGACACAUGAGAACCAGGAGAACAAAGGUACACCAUGAAGCCAGAUUAUGUUUUGCCAUAGAUUUUUCUAGGCGAGUUGCAAACAAAAGGAAGUUUAUGGUUCACUCUGUAAUAGCUCAGAAAAGGUGAAUGAAACGAAUUCAAAGGUUAGGCUCACGAAAUGCUCAAUAACAUCAAGAUGCUUUUCAAGAUGAGAAGGUAAUUCCUAACUGCAAUUACUUAAGGCCAAAUGGUAUAGCAGCAGAGACCAAAAUGUUGGGUUAAUUAGUUGUUGGUAGCUGGCAGUUUCUCUCUGUUUAUAUAGAAGAUUGAAGAUCACUGCUUCAGGGCUCAAGGUAUAUGCAUGUGCAACGUGAAGUAUGAUGCAGAAAGAGCGCAUUGGUGGCGGUCGUUAGGCGUGGGAGAUGGCCUUGGUGAAGAUUGCAGUUUGCGUGAUUAAUAUCAGAGUUUCCAUCCCAUGCAAACAAGAUGCACAAAGUGGCAAGAAAAAUGAGUGCCU